This is a messenger RNA of Osmerus eperlanus (European smelt), 1897 nucleotides long. RefSeq names its product ubiquitin-conjugating enzyme E2Na (gene ube2na). Bases 112 to 576 code for a protein of 154 amino acids. NCBI's taxonomy places the organism in Eukaryota, Metazoa, Chordata, Actinopteri, Osmeriformes, Osmeridae. Gene Ontology annotation, cellular component: nucleus. The transcript is spliced from 4 exons. Gene Ontology annotation, molecular function: ubiquitin conjugating enzyme activity. Gene Ontology annotation, biological process: protein K63-linked ubiquitination; DNA damage tolerance. The record is from RefSeq and is a predicted model, not a curated record.
AUGGUCUCAUGACGCAAAGGGCCGAAGGACGUGCACGCCUUCGCUGUCAAUGCGAACGAAAGAGGAGGAAGAACGGAUAGUCACACAGCUGAACCUCGCUUUAAAGACAAGAUGGCAGGACUGCCCCGCAGGAUCAUUAAGGAGACCCAGCGUCUGUUGGCGGAGCCUGUCCCAGGGAUUAAGGCGGAGCCCGAUGAAGGGAACGCCCGCUACUUCCACGUAGUCAUUGCUGGGCCCCAAGACUCUCCCUUCGAGGGGGGCACCUUUAAACUUGAACUCUUUCUCCCUGAAGAGUACCCCAUGGCAGCUCCGAAAGUACGCUUCAUGACCAAAAUAUAUCACCCCAACGUAGACAAGCUUGGAAGAAUAUGCCUAGACAUCUUGAAAGAUAAGUGGUCCCCAGCCCUGCAGAUCCGCACAGUGCUGCUAUCAAUCCAGGCGUUACUAAGUGCUCCCAACCCUGAUGAUCCUCUAGCCAAUGAUGUUGCAGAGCAGUGGAAGUCCAAUGAAGCUCAAGCCAUAGAGACAGCACGGACCUGGACCAGGCUGUACGCGGGGAACAACAUUGAGGUGUAGACUGGCGCACUGGUCAGAAGAGCCAGGGGGAGUACAGUGUGCAAACAACUCACGUUCUGCCAAGACUCCUAGCACAUUUGCAUUUAAAGGACACAGUCUUAGAAAAAAAUGUCAUUUAUUAUUAUUAUUAUAAAACAACAAAUAAGGAAUAUAUUUUAAAAGGCAAUUGGUGAUUUAAAUGCACAUUACAGAAGAAGAAAAAACUUUAAAACAAAACAAGAAUCUGACCAUGUCUUUGUCCUAAUUCACUACUGUUCAAAUGCAUGGGCCGAGGCUGCCAUCUCAUCUGGCUUUCUUUGUCUAUUGAUUUGGGAGGCUCAGUCUAGCCUAUGCAGCCUCUGAUUUAAAACAGCGCAUUUAGGUAGAAAAGAAAAAAAUGGGUGUGAUUUGUCUGUCCCAUGUUUAUUCUUUUCUGAAAGGAGGGGGGGAGGGGGGGUUGUCAACACGACGUGCUUUUUACUUUUAUUUUAACUUUUUUUUUCUUGUGAUGCUGUUUGUCUAUAAAAAUUUAAAAAAGCAGAUAACCUUAGCCCUACUAGUCCCACCCCAAGAGAUGUACGACGGACCGCUGUGUAGAAGAGCCUAACAGGAACGUCUCCGACAUAGUGUAGCGACUCCUCUUUUAAAAUACACCUGACUUGAACAUGGGGUACAGAGACGAUCAUACGACUUGGAAAAAGAUAUAUAUUUAAAAAAAAGUCGCAUGAAAAAUAGUCCUCCGCCAUUAUCACAUUAACCGAUUGCAAACGCUGUCAGCAUAGACCAUGAAUAAUGUAGGCUUGUGACCUUGUGGGUGGGGUAUGCGCUCCAUACUUCCGUCUUCUCUUUUAGGUAUAUGUUUUGGUAUUCAGUCUGCUCCUUUUAUCUUUGGAUCUUUCCUGCAGUCGCCCAACUAAUUAGCCUACCCUCUAGCUACAUGGUUCUCUUGCUCUGUUUUUCUUUUCAUAAAAUGGGUCCCUUUUUCAUGCCGCAAGACACCAUUCUUCAUCGCUGUGCUUCCUUCAUAAAAUAAGGGUUGCGUUGGAGUAGUCAGUUGUUUGGCGAUAUGGGGGGGGGGGGGGGGGGGGGUUGGGUUGGGAGGAGCGGAAGUUCAGGUGGGUGGUGAAAGUGGGUUGUAGUAGCAGGCACGAAGUAGAUGAAUGAAGGCUCUCCUGUCACGAUUGGUCUUGGUUUAAAAGGUGUGUUGAAUUCACUGUUUUGUAAAUUCAUUCUUUCUAUUAAUCUGGAGAGGAUAAUUGUUUUCCUGCUCUCGGAAUGCUAUGGCAACAGUCAACCUGCAUACUUUUGUUUUUCUGUAAAUAAAAUAUGUUGAUUAAUAAGA